Messenger RNA from Dicentrarchus labrax (European seabass), 2023 nucleotides. RefSeq names its product RAB42, member RAS oncogene family (gene rab42b). The coding region runs from base 421 to 1089 and encodes 222 amino acids. The record is from RefSeq and is a predicted model, not a curated record. Gene Ontology annotation, molecular function: GTP binding; GTPase activity. NCBI's taxonomy places the organism in Eukaryota, Metazoa, Chordata, Actinopteri, Moronidae. The transcript is spliced from 3 exons.
UUUGUCAAGUAUCAACAGGCAACAAGACUUUAGAAGAACACACCUCUACACAGCGCGCUCAUGCACAUGCUUACAGCAGCAGUUAAGAUCAGGAACGCAGUAGAGAACUGCAGCUCUACUGGGAUCUACUGUGGGACAGAUUACUCUACAUAGCUGCUCUGGACUUCAGAGGAUUUGAUGAGCUACUAUGGGAAUGAGACCGAGAGACUUGUGCUGCAGCUGUCAGUGGAAAUAGGAGUUUGGGAUGACUCUGAACACGGACUGCUCUACCAAUUGUGACAUUUGUAAGGAGUGGCUGCUGUGGUGUGUUUCUCAACAUUUGAAGCAUCAAAGAUAGGGAACCAAGUGGUGGGAAGCUGGUGUGGGAUUGCUAGUCUCUUGCAGGUUUCAUCUCUUUCUUUCUCCAUCCCCAAUGCAACAAUGGAUCUGACUUUGUGGCAGUACCAGUUUAGGAUCAUCAUGCUGGGGGAUUCCACAGUGGGCAAGUCCUCCUUGUUGAAACGCUACACUGAAGACUUGUUCAUGGAGUCCAUCAACCAGACGGUGGGCGUAGACUUCUAUGUUCACUUCCUGGAGGUGGAGCCGGGGGUCCGUGUCAAGUUGCAGUUCUGGGACACAGCUGGACAGGAGAGGUUCAGGUCGGUCACCCGUUCUUAUUACCGCAACUCUGUCGGAGGCCUCCUGGUGUUUGACAUAACCAACCGAGCCUCCUUUGAUCAUAUUAAGGAGUGGCAUGGUGAAGUGUGCGAGCGAGUGCAGCCGCAUAAGGUUCUGUUUGUCCUGGUGGGCCAAAAGAAUGACAGAGAUGCUCAGGGGGAGAGGGUCGUGAGUCGGGAAGAGGCUGAGAAACUGGCCGGACAGCUAGGGAUGCCCUAUUUGGAGGUCUCUGCCAAGACAGGCCAGAAUGUGAGGGACGCCUUUGAGCUGCUCACUCGACGGGUCUACCAGGGUCUGCUGAGUGGAGAGGUACAGCUGCAAGAGGGCUGGGAUGGAGUCAAGUGCGCUGCACCACAGGCGCUGCAGUUACAGAGAGCCAGCCUGGCACAGCCCAGCACAGCCUCUAAGAACAAUAAGAAGUGCUGUGGUUGAACUGUGGACUGGUGGUGGUCACCCAAAUGCACUCAUGUUACUGUGGAACCAAAACCAGCCCCCAGGAGGUCGGAUUUGUGGUGGUAUUUUACUGUAAUAUUGUGGUCAUCAUGAAAGACACUGAUUUGCACCUUUUUUUGUGAAGAUAGUUUAACAGUUAGUCAGAAACUAAUUUGAGGAAACAUUGCAUGACUUUACUUUGACAUUCCUGAAAUGGGGGAAGAUUUAACUUUAGAAAUAAAGAUUUUGUGUAAUGUAUAUCUUUAGCCAUGAUGGUGGCCUUGGUUGGUCUGUUGAUCCACCACUUUGGUCUUAUUGGAGGAUGACACAGAUAUAGUAGUCUUAAGUGGGUUGUUUCCGACUGACUUUUCAGCAGCUUUACCGCCAGCUUGACAUUUGGUUUUGGUUGAAAUAUCUUGACAUCUAUCAGAUUGCUGUGAAAUUUGCUGCAGACGUUCAAGGUCUCUUAACUUUUCCUCUAGCACCAUCAUCAGGUCAAAAUUUCAAUUUGCCCAACAAUUUGGUUAGUGACCAAAUAGCUGCAAAGGUAAUUACAUUCUUCCUUCCUUUCAUUCAUUCUCUCCAUGACUGGCAACAGUUAAGGUAUUGGGUCCCCUGGCUGAGAUUAGAAACAUCACCCUAGGCUUCUGUGUGAAUUCAUCUUUUGGGCCCAUGUAGUCUGGAAAAGGCUUUGUUGCAUCACCAGUAAUUGCAUGGUAUCCUGCGAGUGAGUGAUUGUUUUCAGGUGCUGUUGUAAAAUGUAUUAAAUAAAAACUCUAGGGUGCCUUUGGAUAUUGUUCUCUUGAAAUGUUGUGACAGGUUUCUAUAGCAAUUAUUAUUCAUCUGCCUGAUGAACAGCCUCCUGUGUUUCUGCGUACAAAAUGCAGACAAUUCAUUUUGCUACACCUACAUUAAAGAUUCACUGACACGUUAA